CCCUUCGCCGCCCUUAUGAGGCCAAACUCUCCUCCCUUGCGGCUGCUGCUGCUGCUCUCCCUAUGGGGACUGCCACUCCGGAGGGCGGAGACAGGCUCAGAGGGACAGACGACGCGGGCGCUGUAUGAGCGCUGGGAGCGAUACCGCCAGGAGUGCCUGGAGACUUUGGAGGCCGCGGAGCCUCCCUCAGGCCUCGCCUGUAAUGGGUCCUUCGACAUGUACGUCUGCUGGGACUCCACUGCACCCAACGCCACCGCACGUGCGUCCUGCCCCUGGUACCUGCCCUGGCACCACCAUGUGGCUUCAGGCUUCGUUCUCCGGCAGUGUGGCAGUGAUGGCCAGUGGGGACCUUGGAGAGACCAUACUCAGUGUGAGAAUCCAGAGAAGAAUGGGGCCUUUCAGGAUCAGAGGCUGAUCUUGGAGUGGCUGCAGGUCGUGUACACCAUUGGCUACUCCCUGUCCCUUGCCACACUGCUGCUAGCGCUGCUCAUCUUGAGUUUCUUCAGGCGGCUGCGCUGCACCCGUAAUUAUAUCCACAUGAACCUCUUCACUUCCUUCAUGCUGCGGGCGGCAGCCAUCCUCACGCGAGACCGCCUGCUCUCUGCACCAGGCCCCUACCCUGGGGAGCAGACACGCACACCAUGGAACCAGGCCCUAGCCGCCUGUCGCACCGCUCAGAUCGUGACCCAGUACUGCGUGGGUGCCAACUACACGUGGCUGCUGGUGGAGGGCGUGUACCUGCACCGUCUGCUGGUGCUCGUGGGAGGCUCGGAGGACGGUCACUUCCAUUGCUACCUGCUCCUCGGCUGGGGGGCCCCCGCGCUCUUCGUCAUUCCCUGGGUGAUCGUCAGGUACCUGUACGAGAACACACAGUGCUGGGAGCGCAAUGAUGUCAAGGCCAUUUGGUGGAUCAUACGCACCCCCAUCCUAAUAACCAUCUUGAUUAAUUUCCUCAUUUUUAUGCGCAUUCUUGGCAUCCUUGUGUCCAAGCUGAGGACUCGGCAGAUGCGCUGCCCCGAUUACCGACUGAGGCUGGCUCGCUCCACACUGACGCUGGUGCCCCUGUUGGGCGUCCAUGAGGUGGUGUUUGCUCCAGUGACCGAGGAACAGGCACAGGGCGCGCUGCGCUUUACUAAGCUUGGCUUUGAGAUCUUCCUACGUUCCUUCCAGGGCUUCCUGGUCAGCGUCCUCUACUGCUUCGUCAACAAGGAGGUGCAGUCGGAGAUCCGCCGCGGCUGGCACCACCGCCGCCUGCGCCGCAGCCUCAGCGAGGAGUCGCGCCAGCCCCCGGAGCACGCCUCCCGAGCCGGGCCCCCGAGCUGUGUCCCCGGCGAGGUCCCCAUCGGCUGCGCCCUGACCUCGGGGGCGCUGCCAGGGCGUGGGGGUGAGGGCAGCCGGGUCUUGGAAAGUUACUGCUAGGUAACGGGAAUCCCGCGUCUUUACUGAACACGUAUUUAUUGAGUGCCUACUGUGUG
Molecule: messenger RNA, 1475 nt
Organism: Castor canadensis (American beaver)
Lineage: Eukaryota; Metazoa; Chordata; Mammalia; Rodentia; Castoridae
Gene: Gipr
Product: gastric inhibitory polypeptide receptor
Biological process (GO): adenylate cyclase-modulating G protein-coupled receptor signaling pathway; cell surface receptor signaling pathway
Cellular component (GO): plasma membrane
Molecular function (GO): G protein-coupled peptide receptor activity; peptide hormone binding; gastric inhibitory peptide receptor activity
Source: RefSeq, a predicted model, not a curated record